Hyaloscypha bicolor E is the source of this 921-nucleotide messenger RNA. RefSeq lists its product as uncharacterized. The transcript is spliced from 2 exons. Lineage: Eukaryota; Fungi; Ascomycota; Leotiomycetes; Helotiales; Hyaloscyphaceae. Bases 1 to 657 code for a protein of 218 amino acids. The record is from RefSeq and is a predicted model, not a curated record.
AUGGCCCGAUCCGACGAUCUCACGUACCGCCGCAUCCAAGACGCCGUCCUCAAGGGUCGCGUUCCCCCCUCCGCCGACCUUGGCGAGUACUGCCGAAGUGGGGAGAUCCAAUCGAGGCACCAACGUUGCUGGAGGCAUACAAGAAGAACGACAUCGCCAUGCAAGCCCUCGACCGCUACCGUGACGCUCGUGACAAAGUCCGUGACCGCGAGACGAGAGCCAGCUCCCGAGGCACGAAGAACGAGCGUUAGGAGGAGGAUCCGCCGAAGGUGGCCAAGCGCCGACCAGGACGUCCAGCAAAACAAGUCAAGAUCGACAAAGAUCACAUUCCCAAAGAACGCCAAAGCGACGCCGACCAAAGGCAAGGCCAAGGCUAAGGCAAAUGAAGUUGACGCCAAAUCGGAUACGCCAGCCACACAAACAGUACAAUUGACGGUCACUGAACUCGGUGCCUACUGCGAAGAGGCGUACCGCGCCGGACGACACACCCUACUACUCGCAAACAACCUCCUUGUCGAUCUCCGCCAAUUAAUGAACAUUAUCGAGGACAUGAAGGCUCCUACGUCGCGCUGGUCAGAGCAAGGACGGGAUACGGUUAUCCAACGUAUCAACGCCGCUCGUUACCCGAACCACCUAAUGAAUGCCGAGGCGUACUAGAAGGUCAUGAGGAGAGUUGGUGGUUGUGAAGGGAAAGAAGCCACGAGCCCGACAUCUUCACCCCGCGCUAGCGCUUCGCUUAAAGCUAAGCUAACGGCAGAGAUUUUCUCAGAGAGGGUCACGUGCAGAAAGCAAUGGCUCAAGUAGUCAGGACAGGAUAUAGAAAUGGAUCCAUAUUACUGUGGAAGUUAGAAUAGUGGUCACUGUGUGAGGUGGAGUGUACUUAGAAAAAAUACCAAAAAAGCACGAUCUUCAAUACACGUG